Orcinus orca (killer whale) is the source of this 7724-nucleotide messenger RNA. RefSeq names its product kirre like nephrin family adhesion molecule 1 (gene KIRREL1). The transcript is spliced from 15 exons. The record is from RefSeq and is a predicted model, not a curated record. Gene Ontology annotation, molecular function: cell adhesion molecule binding. Gene Ontology annotation, biological process: cell-cell adhesion. The coding region runs from base 262 to 2583 and encodes 773 amino acids. NCBI's taxonomy places the organism in Eukaryota, Metazoa, Chordata, Mammalia, Artiodactyla, Delphinidae. Gene Ontology annotation, cellular component: cell-cell junction.
GGUGGAGAAGAGGGAAAGGGAGAGUGAGAGAGAGAGCGAGCGAGCGACGGGACCGGGAGGAAAGAGAAAUAAAGAGGAGCGGAGGGAAGGGAAGUGAGUUUGCGCGCGUGAGUGAGUGUGCGUGUGCGUGUGAGUGUGCAGGGGCGGGCGCGGGCGGGCGGGGGGCGGGCUCCCGGGCUCCCCUCCUCCCCAGCCCGCUCGUCUCGCUCGCUCGCCAACUCCGGGCCCCAGCCGCGGGCGGGCGGACGGCGGGCGGACAGCAUGCUGAGCCUCCUCGUUUGGAUCCUCACUCUCUCCGAUACUUUCUCCCAAGGGACCCAGACCCGCUUCAGCCAGGAGCCAGCCGACCAGACUGUGGUGGCUGGACAGCGGGCCGUGCUCCCCUGCGUGCUGCUCAACUACUCGGGGAUCGUGCAAUGGACCAAGGAUGGGCUGGCGCUGGGCAUGGGCCAGGGCCUCAAAGCCUGGCCACGGUACCGGGUCGUGGGCUCUGCAGACGCCGGGCAGUACAACCUGGAGAUCACAGAUGCCGAGCUCUCUGAUGACGCCUCUUACGAGUGCCAGGCCACGGAGGCCGCCCUGCGCUCCCGGCGAGCGAAACUCACCGUGCUCAUCCCCCCGGAGGACACCAGGAUCGAUGGCGGUCCUGUGAUUCUGCUGCAGGCAGGCGCCCCCCACAACCUCACGUGCCGAGCCUUCAACGCCAAGCCUGCUGCCACCAUCAUCUGGUUCCGGGAUGGGACGCAGCAGGAGGGCGCCGUAGCCAGCACGGAACUGCUGAAGGAUGGGAAGAGGGAGACCACCAUCAGCCAGCUGCUCAUCAACCCCACAGACCUGGAUAUCGGGCGUGUCUUCACCUGCCGCAGCGUGAACGAGGCCAUCCCGAGCGGCAAGGAGACGUCCAUCGAGCUCGACGUGCACCACCCUCCUACGGUGACCCUGUCCAUUGAGCCACAGACGGUGCAGGAGGGCGAGCGCGUCGUCUUUACGUGCCAGGCCACAGCCAACCCUGAGAUCCUGGGCUACAGGUGGGCCAAGGGGGGCUUUCUGAUCGAAGACGCCCACGAGAGUCGCUAUGAGACGAAUGUUGAUUAUUCCUUCUUCACGGAGCCUGUGUCCUGUGAGGUUUACAACAAAGUGGGAAGCACCAAUGUCAGCACUUUAGUCAAUGUCCACUUUGCUCCCCGGAUUGUAGUGGACCCCAAACCCACGACCACAGACAUUGGCUCUGAUGUGACCCUCACCUGUGUCUGGGUUGGGAAUCCCCCCCUCACCCUCACCUGGACCAAAAAGGACUCAAACAUGGGGCCCAGGCCUCCUGGCUCCCCACCCGAGGCUGCUCUCUCUGCCCAGGUCCUGAGUAACAGCAACCAGCUGCUGCUGAAGUCGGUGACCCAGGCCGAUGCCGGCACCUACACCUGCCGGGCCAUCGUGCCUCGGAUCGGAGUGGCCGAGCGGGAGGUGCCGCUUUAUGUGAAUGGGCCCCCCAUUAUCUCCAGCGAGGCCGUGCAGUACGCCGUCAGGGGUGAUGGUGGCAAGGUGGAGUGUUUCAUCGGGAGCACGCCACCCCCAGACCGCAUUGCAUGGGCAUGGAAGGAGAACUUCCUGGAGGUGGGGACCCUGGAGCGCUACACGGUGGAGAGGACCAACUCAGGCAGCGGGGUCCUGUCCACGCUCACCAUCAACAACGUCAUGGAGGCCGACUUUCAGACCCACUACAACUGCACAGCCUGGAACAGCUUCGGCCCAGGCACAGCCAUCAUCCAGCUGGAAGAGCGAGAGGUGUUACCUGUGGGCAUCAUCGCCGGGGCCACCAUCGGCGCAGGCACCCUGCUCACCUUCUUCUUCAUCGCCUUGGUGUUCUUCCUCUACCGGCGCCGCAAAGGCAGUCGCAAAGACGUGACCCUGAGAAAGCUGGACAUCAAGGUGGAGACAGUGAACCGGGAGCCACUCACCAUGCAUUCGGACCGGGAGGACGAUGCUGCCAGCGUCUCCACGGCAACCCGUGUCAUGAAGGCCAUCUACUCCUCCUUCAAGGAUGACGUGGACCUGAAGCAGGACCUGCGCUGUGACACCAUCGACACCCGGGAGGAGUAUGAGAUGAAGGAUCCCACCAAUGGCUACUACAAUGUGCGUGCCCACGAAGACCGCCCGUCUUCCAGGGCAGUGCUCUAUGCUGACUACCGUGCCCCCGGCCCUGCCCGCUUCGACGGCCGCCCCUCUUCCCGCCUCUCCCACUCCAGCGGCUAUGCCCAGCUCAACACCUACAGCCGGGCCCCGGCCUCUGACUACGGCCCUGAGCCCACACCCCCAGGUCCUGCUGCCCCAGCUGGCACCGACACCACCAGCCAGCUGUCCUACGAGAACUAUGAGAAGUUCAAUUCCCAUCCCUUCCCCGGGGCAGCAGGGUACCCCACCUACCGACUGGGCUACCCCCAGGGCCCUCCGUCCGGCCUGGAGCGGACCCCGUAUGAGGCAUAUGACCCCAUUGGCAAGUACGCCACUGCCACGCGAUUCUCCUACACCUCCCAGCACUCGGACUACGGCCAGAGAUUCCAGCAGCGCAUGCAGACGCACGUGUAGGGCUAGAGCCUGGCCGGGGCAUCUCUGCGGGGCAGAGGAGAAGGCUCUCACAGCUGUUCCCUGAUAUUCAGGGGCAUUGCUCGUUGUUGCUCCCGUCCUGGACCAGCCUUCCUUCUCCCACCGUGGCAGGCGGGGAGCAGGUCUCCCGGAAACACCCCGUCCCAAGGAUGGUGCUCUGUGCAUGCCCCAGCCUCCUGGGCCUGCCCUUCCCUCUUCUUCGGGAGGAUGUGUCUCUUCUGACCUGCACUCUCGCCUGGCCCCAGCCUGGGGACGGGGAAAGUGAAGGUUGCGGAGAGCAGAGGGGGCACUUUUUAGCGUUCCCUUUCUAUCCCACCCCUCUGAUCUCCCGUGAGUAGACAGGGGGUCAUGUGGAGAUGAACAGGCUUUGGCCCAGGGGGCAUGAAGUGUAGGGGUGGGUGGCUGUGGUACAGAUAGGUGGAAGUGGGAUAGCCUGGCCAGUCCAUCUGUCGUCUGCGUUCAUACCUUGGAUGCAUCUCUCCCACCUUGGGACUGCAGAAAGGACCUUGGAUUUAUUUUAGUCCUGGCACCGAGUUCAGAUCCAGCCCUCCUUCAGCUGGCAGUAAAGUGCCAGUCGUCCUGGCCGCCCAUGGGGACACCUGUCUGUCUGCCUGCAGAGGGAUCCAGGUAUGUCCCGUAGUGCUGCCCCCUUUUGCUUCUCUUCUGUGCUGGGCCGGCCAGAUAAGCCAGGGGGUCGUGAUGAAGAAGGAAAGGUCAGGAACCAUGUCCUGAGUCACUAGCCAGACAGCAGGGUGCUAUAUAGCAGUUUCCAGAACCCACGCUAGAGUGAGCCCCCCCAAGCCCCCUCCCCUCCCCAGUCUGCCCCACUUCCUGGCUUUAACUCUCUAGCAUGCCUGGGGAGUGGUGAGGUGAGGGUGGGAGUGCUCUAGGCUCUUUUUCAAAGACAACAAAAAACAAUAAACACCUCAUUUGGAGAAAAAAAGCAAAAAAAAGCUGUAGGGAGUCCCCCGCCCAAAUACAAGUCCCAGUGGAAAGGAAAGGGGACAUCUGUUCUUCACCAGAUUCCCAACACCUUCCAUUACUCUUUCAAUCUCGAAGCACUUUGAAUCCAUUUUUAAACAUUCAGGCGGUGAGACCUGUCAUCCGAUGGGCCCUGAUAGGACAGGGAGGGGGCCUGGCUGUCAUGCUCUGCUGUCCUACCCUAGGGCCAACCAGCUGGUUAGAGAGGCCACCUUCCCGGGGCCAUGGGAGAUGUUCUCUUUAGACGGGUUUUGGUUUGUUAAGCGUCUGUUUUUUUCUUGGACCAAUCAGAUUCCUUCUUCCAGUUUCAGUGCCUUGAGUGUCCAGCUUUGGUUGACCGGCCCUGGGUGGGUGGCUGCGCAGGGAGCCGGUAUUGUGAGCGCACACUCACUGCCAAGUGUUGCAGAGUUUAGGGGACAGACGGGUGAGGGGGCCUGGUAAGAGGAAGGGCGGACCUGGUAAGGUCACGCGGAAGGGCGCUGCAGGCAGCCACGGCCCAGGUGGCCCCCCACGCCCACCCUCACCUCCAUCUACACACGUGCACGCACGCCUGCACAUGCAUUCCACAUUCUCAGCCGCCACCUCCUGACCAAAGAGAACCGGCGCUCCAAAGAGAACUCACUCCCCUGCCCCGGCCUCCCCUUCCCAAGAAGCAGGCUCUGCUCUUCCCCUUGCUGGGCCCUGAGCGGGCGGGUCCUCUGUUGCAAUCCCCAGAAUGCGCUUUGCCCUUUCUCGUGGUCGCCGUUCAUUAGUCAUGUUCGCUUUAAUGAGUUACAUGCCCAUCAGUCACGGGCCAUCGCCACCUUUGCCGAUGGCUCUGUGGGGUGACAUUCCUCGCCAUCCCUUGGCUGGUAAGGACCCGCUCAUACCCAGGAAGAAAGUAGUUCCAGUUCCAGCCUCUCAAACUGCCUCUGCAUCCUCCUCCACUUCACCGGGGGCAAGUCCCCAGGACCGGCCCUUCCAGAGGCAUCACACAGGCUCCCAGCGCUAUUCCACCCUCACCCCUGGAAGCUGACUCCUUCCUGCGGAUUCCUUUUCUGUGAGCUCAGUGACAAGGUCUGUUAAGGGUGCAGGUUCCUGUGCAAAUUCAUGCAUGUUUUGAUGAUUUUCACAGAAGCCAUGGGUAAUCUAAACAGUUAAAAUCUAAAGAUGGUGGCUUUUUAAACAGGAAUAUUCCAAAAGACAUUUACUUUUGUUAGGGGUUUGGCCACAUUCGCUUGUUUACUCCUUCUUGGUUUUAGUGCUGGGUCCAUUCCGUUGAUGGAGAGGAGGAGGCCCUGAGGUCACUCGGUAACUCAGCUGACACUGCAGGAACCAUGGGUUUUGGAAGCCAGAUACAGAGCCACUUCCCUGUUCUCUGUUCCUUAACACGUUACAGUACCUGGGUAUCAAGCAAGCACCACGCGAGGCCCAGGGAGACGUCAGCGACCAAGGCCAUCUCUGCCCUCUGCAAGUUGCGCUCUGGUCUGACCAGAAUCUGAAUCGGGACCGACCUGUUAAGCCAGUAGAAUUGCUUUUCUGGGGAGUGGCAGGUGCCCUUGAGCAUGGAGGGUUGCCAUCUGAGGCUGGAGUCCCCCAGCAUGGUGCCUCAGGACUUGAUGUGGUCACUUUGGUGAUCCUGACUGCCUUUGCCAUUUUAGUUUCGGUGGGAAGAGCAAGGGGCCAGGAGACGUGGGACCCAGUUCUAAAGCUGCCAUUUACUGAGUGACCUUGGCCUAACCUCUUUAGGUUCAUUGUCCCCUAUUUUCUGGUCUUUAAGAUGAGGCGGGGAGAGUUGCACGAACCUCAGAUUAUCCUGCUCUUGCUGCAUUCAUUUGUUGAGGUGGAAGGGCCUGCCAUCCCUAGCAAGGAUUUGGUAACGGUGACUGAGCAGUGGAGGGACGGGAGAAUUGAAAGUCUCUCCUAUCUUGAAAGAAGCUUUCACUGUGGGCUUCAUCACCUUGUCAGAAGUGUUGUGAAUGAAUUUCCACUAGAAACCCCUUGAUCCCAAACAGCAACAAAAAACAUAUCCUAAACCUCAGUGAAACUGAUGUGGGGUUAUCCUUUGGCCAUUGUGCUGCUCCCCACUCAGAAUCCUGACAGUUUUGCAAAGGUGUCUCUCGCUAGGUCAGGGCACAGUGAGUAUCCUUCACUGUGCACCCAGGUUUCAGGCAGCCUUCUCCGCAGGGAGAAAUGAAAGCAGCCACCCUCCACCCCAGUCCUCGGGAACACUCCUGUGGCCUGGGGACAGCCAGCCUCACUUAACUGAGCAAGGGGAAGCCUGCAGGCUAAGGUGUCUUGAGCCAGAGGGCAAGGCAUGAGAACAGCUGGCCUCUCUGCAGGAGCAGUUCGGAAGGGCAGCUGGUAGAGUGAAGAGGGAGUCCGGCAGUUUUUGACUUAAGUUCUGGAUCUUGAAGAGGUUCUUGUGAUUCUGGAUGACCCACAGUCUCCUUGUGGAGGGCCCGGCUUGCAUCCUAAAUCCCAGAUCCCUCCAAGUCUAGCCUGAAAGUAUGCAUGAAGCAAAAUCCACCGUAAGUCAGAAAGGAAAGCAGCCAGGGAUGGGAGCAGCGCUAUACUCUCACAGAUGUCCCGCACGGGAUGAAAGAGGUUAGUUUGAUUUCCACCCCGUCUCCAGGCGCUGCACCUUCUCCUUGUCUCAGCAGGUGCUGCUUCCCUUAUCAUUUUGAGGGCAGCCUUUUCUGAUUUACAGGAUGGAACCCUGGAGUCUGUUUCGCCCUGGUGCCCUCCCGUUAAACGGGUGGUGUUCUGUCGGGAGCCACAAGUCCUGGGCUCCUUCAAAUGGAAUCAGGUGGUCUCUCAGUGUACUUGACCCAUGUACAUAGCAGUGUUGGGCCAUUCGGGUUUGGAGAAAACCACGUUAAAUCCAAGAGCCCAGUUGCACUGAACUGGCUCCGUCACUGCCUCACUCUGCCGUGAGGGUGGUUGUCUCCCCACUGCUGCACGCCCAAGCAGCCCAGCCUCGGAAACCUGGCUUCUCUGCCAACUUAGUGCUGUGUGUCCUGAGUCAGGUCACCACUCUGUGCCCCUACGGGCCCUUCUGCAUGUCGAGUUAAUCCCCUGGAAGGCGUUAGUGAAGCUUCUGACCCCUAAGGAGGUGCUAAUAGAACAUUGAAGUGCACAGACCAAGGGAUGUAAUUGGAAAGGCAUUUAUUUUUGUGAAGAGGCUAUAAAAUUAGCAUUUAAAUAACCCAUCCCCUUCUCCCUGCCUCCCCUUAUCCCCCCAUGAUGCCUCUCCUUUCCUGGAGGCCAGCCUCUUUCUGUAAGUCACUGGCCUCACUCAUCAACUGGGUCCUGACCUUCCACUUCUGUGCUGCUGGAAGAGGAUGGAAAGAUGUGUGGCUCGGCAGACUCCUCAAUCUGGGAGAUGGGGGGGGGGCGGGGCAGAAUCCCAUUUUCUUGCAUCACUGUGAGGGAGCUCCAGGCCCUGUCCCUGGAGGAAUAAUUGCUGCGCAGAAGUCACAGGCCAUACUGGGUGGUUCUGGUACAAGCCUGCCCUUAAAAAUAAUAACAAGAAUGAUAAUAAUAACUCUGUUUGCAUAGAGCUAUCACUCAUUCCUACCAAUCUCCUGUCCCCUGAUCCUGGCUUUUUGCUGUCCCCAACCACUGGCCUUUGCAAGUGUUGGUGGGCCAUGGGUUCUUCUGUUCACUUCUGGGGAUCAUCAGAUGCUUCCCCCUGGGAGUACCCCUAAUUCUGGGGAGAGAGCAGCCAAGUUGCCAAUACAAUCAAAUUCUCGACGCAAUCUUGCUAGCAAUAGUGACCCAGGAGAUCCAGCUGCUGCCUCCAAUUACGCCAGAAUGAGGCCCAGGGCUCCAUGUGGUCCCCUUUUCUACCCCACUGUUCUUGGGAUUACAACCACCGCUUCUGGCUCCAGUACAAUUUUCUCCACCCAAACCCUGAUAAUAAAUGGAUCCAUGAUGAUAAUUAAGAGAAGAGGAAAAAAAAAUAUUAUUUUUGUUAGGACAAACCAUCGUAGAUUUUUAGCAAUGUGUAUCUGUGUGUCCCUCACACUUUUUCCUAUUCUGCCUUUUUUCAUUUUCCUUUUUUUUUAAAUAUUAUGUACUAUAUUUUUAGUCUCAAGCACACUAUAUAUUAUAUAUAUUUAAUUUUUUUAUAUAUAUAAAUAUAAAUGUUUUAAAAAGUA